UAUCACUAAUUAUCGCUUUGUGGUGCUGAGAAACAAGAUGGCGGUGAAACUAACCAUUCAGGAAGUGAACAAAUUAUCUCAAGAGGAUUUUAUUAGAAGAUUCGGGAAUAUCGUAGAAAUGACACCUCUCUGUGCUGCUGCGAUUUCCGAUAAGCGCCCAUUUUCUAGUGUAGACGAUCUCUAUCGCCAAAUGUGCUCGUUUAUCGAUGGUCUCUCCCAGGACGGGCGGAGAGGAAUUCUUAGAUGCCACCCAGAUUUAGAAGGCAAAAUGGCACAAAUGAAAGAUCUCACGCCGGAAUCGAAGGCAGAACAAUCUCAAGCAGGACUUGAUAAGCUAUCUUCUGAGGAGUCGAUUUUACUUAGCUCCUCCAAUUCAAAAUAUCGUGCAAAAUUUGAUUUCCCGUUUGUUAUCUGCGCACGGAAAAACAAAAAGGAAGGGAUUCUAGAAGGCAUCCAGAGACGAUUAUUAAACGAUGGGGAUACUGAACUAAUAAAUGGAAUUGCAGAGGUGAAAAAAAUUAUGCUGCUUAGACUCAAUGACCUCCUGGAGAGUGGAGAAUCCAAACUCUAAAUAAUUAAGGUUACGGGGUGCUUUCAGCCCGUGGGACGCCGAAAAACCCAAAGUGUUAAUUGUUAGCUGCUCUGCUUUUAGCUGUUUCUACUGGUCUGCACUCAUUGGGUGUUUUCGACAUCUAUAGAAUAGUUUUACAUGUUAAAUCCUUCUUAUUUUAUAAGGCCUGGCUAAACUCGGAGACAUGUAGUUUGCAACAUGUAGCGUGCUACAUGUGUCCUAGUUUAGCCACCUCGAAAAACAUUGUAGCUUGUGCGAUAUCUUGAGCAAAAUUUGUUGUGCUACAGGUUCUUUGUAGUAGCUAAACUAGGAAACAUGAAUUAAGGUUGCAUGCUACAUGAUGCACCCAAUAUAUCACAAUUAUCAGGACUCAAAAAUGUUAUUGUUAAGACAAUGAAAUUUUAUUUUACUUCCCAUUUUUUAUAACAAACUAAUAGCAAGUGCUUUUUGAAGUAGUGUAUCAAGUGCUGAACUAAAUUUAGCAUGAAAGUCACAAACAAGGUACUGGAAUAUAGAAAUUUCAUAUUUACACA
This is a messenger RNA of Nematostella vectensis (starlet sea anemone), 1104 nucleotides long. Its product is annotated as putative 2-oxo-4-hydroxy-4-carboxy-5-ureidoimidazoline decarboxylase. The transcript has a single exon. Gene Ontology annotation, biological process: allantoin metabolic process. NCBI's taxonomy places the organism in Eukaryota, Metazoa, Cnidaria, Anthozoa, Actiniaria, Edwardsiidae. Gene Ontology annotation, molecular function: carboxy-lyase activity. Bases 38 to 571 code for a protein of 177 amino acids. The record is from RefSeq and is a predicted model, not a curated record.